Molecule: messenger RNA, 2771 nt
Organism: Mugil cephalus (flathead mullet)
Lineage: Eukaryota; Metazoa; Chordata; Actinopteri; Mugiliformes; Mugilidae
Product: eukaryotic translation initiation factor 4E type 3-like
Exons: 7
Coding region: 388-1047 (219 amino acids)
Biological process (GO): translational initiation
Cellular component (GO): eukaryotic translation initiation factor 4F complex
Molecular function (GO): RNA 7-methylguanosine cap binding; translation initiation factor activity
Source: RefSeq, a predicted model, not a curated record
UAGGCGCAUUUGCGGAAGAUGCGAAAAUCAACAAAGCAGCCCGGUGGCCUCACCGCAACAGCAUAAACAGCCAGAAUUUAAAUAUAGUUCGCUAGUUCGGCGUCAGUGAAUGUAUUUUCACUCAAGGUAUGUGGAGGCUUUAGUGACAGAAAGUUCUCGGCCACCCUGGUUCGCUGUAGAUGCCGCAGUCCGUCAGCGGGCGUCAUCGUUUUUCUGUUGUGACGGGCGCAGACCGGCGAAGCGACCAAUGAGUCAGCAGCUUGGGGUUAAUUUUACCUAACCAACCUGUAUAUAUACAACGAUAACAGCGCCGUACGCGGGAAAGGAAAACGUCUGCGUAAGAGAUCAGCUACUUUUGCUCUCGGUUAUUCGGAGUCAGGGUUAACGAUGGCAGUUCCCGUAGCCGCGUUACAACUGAGCACAACAUCCAGCCCGGGUCUCCUGGAUCACAACAUUCACAUCAGCGACAGAGAUUUGGGAAGCAUUUCCAAUGACACUGAAAAUGUCAUUUUGCCUUUACAUUCUCCGUGGACUUUCUGGCUCGACAGAUCUCUGCCAGGAACAACAGCAGCCGAGUGCGAGUCAAACUUGAAGAAAAUCUACACUGUGGAGACUGUCCAGAACUUUUGGAGAGUUUACAACAACAUACCGGGCGUCUCCAGCUUGCCACUCAGAUGUAGUUAUCAUCUGAUGAGAGGAGAGAGGAAACCACUGUGGGAAGAAGAAAGCAAUGCUAAAGGUGGUGUUUGGAAAAUGAAAGUACCAAAGGAGUUCACUAAUGCUGUGUGGAAGGAGUUGCUAUUGGCUACUAUUGGAGAACAGUUCAGUGAUUAUUGUGCCUCAGAUGAUGAAGUAGUCGGAGUGAGCGUCAGUGUGAGAGACAGAGAAGAUGUGUUUCAGGUCUGGAAUGGAAAUGCUACACGCGCCAACGAGUCAAACAUCAUUGGACGAAUCAAUGAGCUUCUUCCACAAGUACCCUUUAAAGCCGUGUUCUACAAACCACACGAGGAGCACCAUGCUUUCGAGGGUGGUCGAGCAAGACAUUAGCACAUUUUGCACAUCAAAAUCCUUGAGAUAUUGAAUAUUUUUAUUCUGCUCAUGUUUCGGACCAUAAUACUGGGGCACGUUUUGAAGCAAUUGAGUUGCGUAACGUGUCAUCAAUUACCUCAAUGUAGCCCAAGUAUUAUGACUCUCAAUGAAAUUUUGCAUCUUCUGAGCACAAUUACCAUUACUUUAGUUAAAAGCAAAAACCAUGGUAAUUUCAUUUUAUCUAAGCCUGUGUUUAUAUGUUUUUAUACUGCAAAGUUUUAGAAAACAGCAGAUCAUGUACAGUCAGAUGUUUUUAGGUGUUUUCUAGUAUAGUUUACUGAGCACAGGCAGAGAUGGGUCUUUGAAUUAAAUCUCAUUUUUGGAUUUAAGAGGAGGCCAAGUUCCACAAAGCAAACCUUGAUCUUACUGAUACUUUUGUAUUCAGCUCUUUUAUUGUUUUUUGUAUAUUUCAGCCAAAAUCCAGUUGCCUCUACUGGACAAUGGAAAUAUUUAGUAUGCUGUAAGGCUAAGUUUGGAGCAGAAAUUGCACAUUCUUUUUUUUUUAUUUUCUUGAGUAGUAUAUGAGUGGAAGGUGAUACUGUAUGUUACAAUAAAAUGACCUCAGUGCACAAAACACCUUGAGUAGAUGGUUAGAAAUAUAUGCAAUCAUUUAUAUCCUGUAGAAUUUGCUGUGUUGAGAUUUUGUUCAAACCUCUGCCCUAAAUCAAGCACUUUGUUUGUUACCAUGUAUAUACAGUAAAGACACCUGAUAGUCCCUCCAGGAUUAUAACGAUUUAUGAUACCUGAGACCAAAUGCUCUUUGGUUUUGUGUCACCUUGUCCGACAGAUGUCUAAACCUGUUUUGCUCAUUUUGUUGUUCUUUUUACUGCUUUUAAUAUGAAAUGAACUAAGAUGUGUCUGCAAACUGUUUUUUCUGUGUGUUCAUUUGACCUGUGCUCGAGUUAAACACCUCAAAGUUUGUAAAGAAGAGAAAACUAACCCCAGGAAACAUGAACACACAACACACCUUUCAUAGGGGGAAAAAAGGAAACAUGUUUGCGUUUUUAUCAGCAAGUUUUGAUAUACUAUAUUUGUACAAAUCACAGGUGUCCACAGCAAGGCCAAAACUUUCAUUAGGAUGGCUUAUUACUGUUUCCGUUUCUUUAAAUCCAAUGCUUUAAGAUGUCUCUCUGUGAUAUGUAAUUGGCUGUGUUAUAGAAAAUCUCAUUUGUGUCAUAGAGAUGUUCAUGUGUUUUACAUCUCACCAAAUGCGCCUUUCCUGUAUGUUUUUGGUGUGAUUUCUGCAUUUUGUAUGACUAGUGCAGUAAUACAAAUUCCAAUGGAGAUACAGAGUAUGCACUGAAACUCACAAACGGACUGCUGUUAUGAUUUAUGAAUCAAAUCAAAAGUAUUUGUAAUGCUGAUGGCUCUGCUCGGGUUCUCUGCUAAAAUCAAUAUUGAAAGGAAUCUAGUUUUUAAAGCACACAUUUGUGAUGUUCAGUGGGUUAUGUUAAAAAUUUUACACACAUAUACUGUAAGAUUACAAAAUAACAACACUGCUCCCUUGCACAUAUACAGCUGACUGCUCAGACCUUGUAACUGAUUGUUGAUCUUGGACGGUGCCUUGUGUUUAUCAGCGGUUUACAGUGUUAAAGUCCUCUGUGUUGAGCAUGUUGAAAUUGUGUCUAGUCAUGUUUCUAGUUAUAUGUUGUAAAUGAAAAAUAAAGACACCUAAACUUCCA